This is a messenger RNA of Kogia breviceps (pygmy sperm whale), 2598 nucleotides long. It is a transcript of the gene TICAM1, whose product is annotated as TIR domain containing adaptor molecule 1. The record is from RefSeq and is a predicted model, not a curated record. Gene Ontology annotation, molecular function: protein kinase binding. NCBI's taxonomy places the organism in Eukaryota, Metazoa, Chordata, Mammalia, Artiodactyla, Physeteridae. Gene Ontology annotation, biological process: positive regulation of cytokine production involved in inflammatory response; response to exogenous dsRNA; positive regulation of natural killer cell activation.
GCCGCCAGGCCGUCCGGCCACCAGCCCCAGCCCCGAGGACACGAGCGGCGCGGCCAGCCGCCCCCGCGAUCCCUGGUCUGCUCUGCAGCCCCCAGGGGACCUAGUACCCGUGAGCAGGUAGGGACACCGGGCCUGCAGCACAGGGGGGCGGCGUGUGGAACAUGACUCCAUCACCCAGUGCUUCUCCCGCCGCCGGAGGCCACACCCACCUGCGCCCAUGGCCAGCACAGGCCCCUCGCUUUCUGGCGCCUUUGACAUUCUAGGCGCAGCGGGCCAGGAUAAGCUCUUGUAUCUUAAGCACAAGCUUAAGACCCUGCGGCCAGGCUGCCGGGGGGCGGACCUCCUGCACGCCAUGGCGCUCCUAAAGCUGGGCCAGGAGACCGAGGCCAGGAUCUCCCUGGAGGCGCUGAAGGCGGACGCUGUGGCAAAGCUGGUGGCCCACCAGUGGGCCGGUGUGGACAGCACUGAGGCCCCAGAGGAGCCCCCAGACGUGUCCCGGGCCGUUGCCAGGGUGUACCACCUUCUUGCCGAGGAGAGGCUGUGUCCAGCGUCAAUGCGGGAGGAGGCCUACCGUGCAGCCGUCCGUGCUUUCAGGUCCAGGGACGACCCCCAGCUGGAGGAGCUUCAGGAAGAGGCACGAGACCGGUGCGGAUGGGAUGUCCUUAGCGACCUGGGGGACAUCCAAACUCUCCACUCCGAUCUGGGGUGCCUCCUGCCGUCCUCGGCAUCACCCUCCAGGACCCGCAGCGAUCCGCGGCCCAUCAAGGACCUUUCGGACUGGAGCACGGGGCAUUCCCUGAGAUCCACCGGCAGCCCGGCCUCCCUGGCCAGCAACUUGGAAAUUAGCCAGUCGCCCACCGUGGCCCUCCUCAGCAGUCACCACAGCCCCCACGGGCCCAGCAAGCUGUGUGACAAGCCCCGGGCCAGCCCGGUGCCCGAGCCUGCCCCUAUGGGCUGCCAGGAGCCCGAGGAGAUGAGCUGGCCCCCAUCAGUGGAGGCUGCCAGGCCCCCAGAGCGGCCAAACGGCCCAGCCCCCAGGCUUCCCGAGGUGGCCGUAGAUGCAUGCCCCGCCAGCCUGCACGACCCCCCGGAAGCUCCGAAAACCAGCACUCACUACUCGGUGGAGUGCGUGGAUGUGCCAGCAGCUCCCAAAUCUCUCCCCUCGCCUUCCGGAACCGCCUGCCCUGUCGCGGAUCAGACGCCAGUCCAACUUUCAGAGGAAGACACCACUUACCUGGUCGCUCAGCCACGUCCACCGACUCCAUCGGCCCCCCAAGCGUCCCCUCCCUUUUCGUCUCCAUCGACCCCUCCGAAGGCUCACCCUACCGUCUCGAAGCCGGGGCCCCCUCCCUUUUCGUCUCCAUCGACCCCUCCUAAGGCUCACCCUACUGUCUCGAAGCCGGGCCCCCCUCCUCCCGAGCGGGAGUCGCAGGAGCAGAAAUUCUAUAACUUUGUGGUGCUGCACGCUGGCGCUGACGAGCACAUCGCGCUGCGCGUGCGCGAGAGGCUGGAGGCCCUGGGCGUGAGCGACGGCGCCACCUUCUGCGAAGAUUUCCAGGUGCCAGGGCGCGGCGAGCUGCACUGCCUGCAGGACGCCUUAGACCACUCGGCCUUCACCAUCCUGCUGCUCACCUCCAACUUCGACUGCCGGCUGAGCCAGCACCAGGCGAACCAGUCUCUGAUGAGCAGCCUCACGCGGCACGGGUGGCAGGAUUGCGUGAUCCCCUUCCUGCCCCUGGAGAGUUCCCUGACCCAGCUCAGCCCCAGCACGUCCAGCCUGCUCACCGCCCUGGUGUGGCUGGAUGAGCACUCCCCGAUCUUCGCCAGGAAGGUGGCCAAUACCUUCAAGUCCCAGAAGCUGCAGGCCCGCAAGGCCAAGUGGAGGAAGGAACAGGAUGUCCGGGCCCUGCAGGAGCAGAGCCAACACCUGGAGGGCGAGCGGCAGCAGGCGGCGGCGUGGAGUGCUGCUCACUCGGCUUACCUCCAUAACUACCUGUCCUACCAGACGCAGAUGGAGAAGCUCCAGGUAGCUUUCGGGAGCUACAUGCCAUUUGGGACUCAGCGGCCUUCUGCGCCUCAGGUGCCCUUUGGGGGACCGGGGCCCCUGGGAGCCCCACCACCACCUUUUCCCACCUGGCCGGGCCAUCAGCCGCCGCCCUGGCCUCCUUGGCUGGCGGGCAUGCCCCCACCGGCCUUCCCGCAGCCCCCGGUGGCUUUCCCGCAGCCCCAGGCCUUCCCUCAGCCCCCGGACUUCCAACAGACUUCACCCGUGCACUCUCAGAGCCCUGGGCUGCAGCCCCUCAUCAUACACCAUGCACAGAUGGUACAACUGGGACUCAACAACCACAUGUGGAACCAGAGAGGGACGCAGGCGCCCGAGGACAAGACGCCAGAAACGGAAUGACCAAGUAACUGGACCUGAUGACCUCGGCCUUGAUUCCCCAUCUCCAGGGGUCAGUGGAACAUGGGGUCAUUUGCUACUUUCAGGACACUGCCGGGAAAAUUGACCCCAUGCCUUUCUGGCCCUCAAGGUAGCCAGAAUUGGAUGUGUUUACAAAUUCUCAGUCAAUCCCUCCCUCUUGUUUUUUUUUUUUUUUU